AUGGUUGCCUUAUUAUUUGAUAUCCGUUGUCUUAUAUUAUUAUUUACUGUUGUUCAAUAUGUAUCUCUUUACAGAAUCUAUCCACUUGAUGAUGAUGAUCAAUCGAAUUUAUUAAGCUCAUCUUUCAAUGAAAAAUUCGAUCGACCGAUACGAGAUACACAUAAUGGAUAUGAAGAUUUCUUUUUAAAUGCAAUCAAUAAUGACUACAAGGAUAGUUUUGAAGAAUUGAAAGCAAACUCAAAACGUUCAAUUACACGUAUGAGAUUGUCAACAAUACCACAACGUCGCAAUAAUCGACCACAUUGGAAUCCAUUAGUAGCUGCUUAUAAACGUUGUGGUGAAUUAGUAUCGAAUGAAAAACGCGAAAAUUGUUUCAAAGAUGCCGUACAAAUGCUUUUUGUGCAUAAACUAAGAAAAUAA
This is a messenger RNA of Rotaria sordida, 420 nucleotides long. NCBI's taxonomy places the organism in Eukaryota, Metazoa, Rotifera, Eurotatoria, Philodinida, Philodinidae. The record is from the annotation of a GenBank genome assembly.